Molecule: messenger RNA, 1275 nt
Organism: Anoplopoma fimbria (sablefish)
Lineage: Eukaryota; Metazoa; Chordata; Actinopteri; Perciformes; Anoplopomatidae
Gene: ttll1
Product: tubulin tyrosine ligase-like family, member 1
Exons: 9
Coding region: 1-1275 (424 amino acids)
Biological process (GO): protein polyglutamylation; microtubule cytoskeleton organization
Cellular component (GO): cilium
Molecular function (GO): tubulin binding; tubulin-glutamic acid ligase activity
Source: RefSeq, a predicted model, not a curated record
AUGGCCGGUAAGGUGAAGUGGGUGACAGAUAUUGAGAAAUCAGUGCUCAUCAACAACUUUGAGAAGAGAGAAUGGGUUCAAGUGACAGAAAACGACGACUGGAAUUUCUACUGGAUGAGCAUCCAGACCAUCAGGAACGUGUUCAGCGUGGACACCGGCUACCGCCUGUCAGAUGACCAGAUGGUUAACCACUUCCCCAACCAUUACGAGCUGACCAGGAAGGACCUGAUGAUCAAGAACAUCAAACGCUACCGCAAGGAGCUGGAGAAGGAAGGCAGUCCGCUGGCAGAGAAGGACGAGAACGGGAAAUACAAUUAUUUAGAUUUUGUCCCUGUGACGUUCAUGCUCCCCGCCGAUUAUAACCUCUUUGUGGAGGAGUACCGCAAGAACCCGUCCAGCACCUGGAUCAUGAAGCCAUGCGGGAAGGCUCAGGGCAAAGGCAUCUUCCUCAUCAACAAACUGUCCCAGAUCAAAAAGUGGUCCAGAGACAGCCGCACCUCCACGUUUGUAGCAGCAUCUAGUGGCAAGGAGGCCUACGUCAUCUCCCUGUACAUCGACAAUCCUCUGCUGAUAGGAGGGAAGAAGUUUGACCUGCGUCUCUACGUUCUGGUGACAACAUAUCGGCCUCUGAAGUGCUACAUGUACAAGCUGGGCUUCUGUAGGUUCUGCACAGUCAAGUACACACCCAGCACCAGUGAACUGGACAACAUGUUUGUUCACCUCACUAAUGUGGCCAUCCAAAAACAUGGCGAUGACUACAACCAUGUCCAUGGAGGCAAGUGGACGGUCAGUAACCUGCGUUUGUACCUAGAGAGCACCAGAGGGAAGGAGGUGACAAGCCGACUGUUCGACCAGAUCCACUGGAUCGUGGUGCAGUCGCUGAAGGCCGUGGCUCCUGUGAUGAACAAUGACAAGCACUGUUUUGAGUGUUACGGGUAUGACAUCAUUAUUGAUGACAAGCUCAAGCCAUGGCUCAUUGAGGUCAACGCCUCUCCCUCGCUGACCUCCAGCACAGCCAACGACCGCAUCCUGAAGUACAACCUCAUCAACGACACCCUCAACAUCGUCACGCCCAACGGGGAGCUCCCGGACUGCCGCUGGAACCGCAGUCCGCCCCGCGAGGCCCUCGGCAACUACCAAGUCCUGUACGACGAGGAGCAGGCUCAGAAUGAGAAUGCCGAGCGUGACCUGCGAAGCCGCUCGGGUCAGUCCCUGGGGUCAAAGGGCACCAAGGGGAGUGCAGGCGUUCGACCCGCCGCCGCCACCUGGAAGUGA